Vanessa tameamea is the source of this 461-nucleotide messenger RNA. Its product is annotated as histone H2B. NCBI's taxonomy places the organism in Eukaryota, Metazoa, Arthropoda, Insecta, Lepidoptera, Nymphalidae. The transcript has a single exon. Gene Ontology annotation, cellular component: nucleosome. Bases 24 to 398 code for a protein of 124 amino acids. The record is from RefSeq and is a predicted model, not a curated record. Gene Ontology annotation, molecular function: structural constituent of chromatin; protein heterodimerization activity; DNA binding.
UGUGAAUUUGUUUAUUCGUCAUCAUGCCGCCUAAGACUAGCGGAAAGGCCGCCAAGAAAUCGGGCAAAGCUCAGAAGAACAUCUCCAAGUCGGACAAGAAGAAGAAGAAGCAUAAGAGGAAGGAGAGCUACGCCAUCUACAUUUACAAAGUACUGAAACAGGUACAUCCCGACACCGGUAUCUCGAGUAAGGCCAUGUCGAUCAUGAACUCUUUCGUGAACGAUAUCUUCGAGCGCAUCGCCGCCGAGGCUUCUCGUCUCGCUCACUACAACAAGCGAUCGACGAUCACCUCGAGGGAGGUGCAGACUUCGGUGAGGCUUCUUCUGCCCGGCGAGCUCGCCAAGCACGCCGUGAGCGAAGGUACUAAGGCCGUAACGAAGUACACGAGCUCCAAGUAAACGAAGCCGUAGUAGAACGCUACGAUUUAUGAAGGAGAUAAUAAUAAAAAGGCCCUUUUCAGG